Messenger RNA from Filobasidium floriforme, 2423 nucleotides. Its product is annotated as putative Phosphomethylpyrimidine kinase. The coding region runs from base 105 to 2144 and encodes 679 amino acids. The record is from RefSeq and is a predicted model, not a curated record. The transcript is spliced from 7 exons. Gene Ontology annotation, molecular function: phosphomethylpyrimidine kinase activity; thiaminase activity; hydroxymethylpyrimidine kinase activity. NCBI's taxonomy places the organism in Eukaryota, Fungi, Basidiomycota, Tremellomycetes, Filobasidiales, Filobasidiaceae. Gene Ontology annotation, cellular component: cytosol. Gene Ontology annotation, biological process: thiamine biosynthetic process.
CUCGCAACUUGCCAUUCUAUAAAAAUCGAGAUGACAAGCCUUACCAACCCUUGCAUACCAAUCCAGUGGUCCUUCAUGCAUCGGCGUGACUAGACGUAGAAAAGAUGAGCGACCAACCGACGAUCCUGACCAUCGCCGGCUCGGACCCCUCGGGAGGUGCUGGGAUCCAAGCGGACCUCAAGACGAUCGAGGCUCAUCGUGGGUUCGGGACGAGCGUCAUUACCGCCUUGACCGCUCAGAACACUCUGGGUGUACAGGGGGUUUGGGAGAUGAGCGUCGAGGCGGUGUUCAAGCAGUUGACUUGCCUAGUGGAUGACCUCCCACCGAAAGCGAUCAAGACGGGCAUGCUGGCAUCCUCACCGAUCAUCCAAGCUCUCAUCCAGGCCUUGUCGGAAAAAUACUCUCUCCCAAUCCAUAACUCCUCGUCCACCUCAACAUCGGGACCGCAGACGAACUCUACGCAACUCCCACCUCUACCUCCGCUCAUCAUCGACCCAGUCUCGGUAUCCACCUCUCGGCAUUCGCUAUUAUCCCCUUCGGCUAUCAACGAUCUCGUCUUCGAUUUCCUUCCCUUGUGUUAUAUCGUCACGCCCAACGCUCUUGAAGCGGAGAUGAUCGUCAACUGUCUUCGUGCUAGAUCCGGUUCCUCGCCAUCAGCUUCAAUGUCAACCUUUGGAUCAGCCCCGAGGUCGAAUGCAGGUUCUGCUCUGAGUGAAGAAGUCUUGGGGAAGGUUAUCAAGGAUACCGAAGACGACACCGGGGUCCGAGUGAAAGAUCUGAAGAGCAUGAUAGAGGUUGGGACCGAGAUCCUGGCGUUCUUGCAAUCGGAGAACCGGGGAGAAGUGGAUGCAGAAAAGGGGGUUCUGGUCAAGGGAGGUCAUGUACCGUUAACUACCUCGGCAUUCAAGGCGCAAUUCCGAGCUCUCAAGAAGGAGGAAGUAGGGUCCGGGUUGGAGGUCGAGGUGGUUUGGGAUGGGAAUACGCUCGAGGCGGACUCGAAUGAGGAGGGGGAAGACGGAGAUUUCGUGGAGAUCCUCUCUGCUUACCGCCAAACGCUUGUCAAGGCUAAACAGGGGGAUUUUACCCCUACGCAAGCCAAGUCGAAUUCCACAAAUCCGGAUAUAACUUCUCCUGAGCCUCCGGUUGAGGUCGAAGUCAAGGAGGACGAAUGCAUCGUCGAUGUCCUCUUAUCAUCGACCAACGACAAGGAAGGCGUGCAAGCUACCCUCUUCGUAGCACCGUCCAUCAAGAGCCGGUCGACGCAUGGAACGGGUUGUACGUUGAGCGCUGCGAUAGCUAGUAAUGUUGGGCAUGGAAAGUCCAUGAAAGAGGCGGUACAGCAAGGUAUCGAAUACGUCCAGUAUGCCUUGAUCACGGCGCAAGCUAAGGGUCAAGGUAAUGGUCCCCUUAAUCAUCAAUGUAUGACUAUCCCUCGACCGUUGCCAUUGCCAACAUUACAGAACCCUCACCCGUUCAUGUCAUUCCUCCUCCGGUCUUCUCCGGGCGAAUGGAAAGGAUAUGUACGACACCCCUUCGUCCUCCAGCUCGGAAAGGGGACAUUACCUGUCGAAUGUUUCCGGCAUUACAUUAUACAGGAUUGGCACUAUCUGCGGCAUUAUGCCAGAGCGCAUGCUUUGGCUGCGUCCAAGACGUCGGACUUUGAGGAGAUCAAGGCUUUUUCGGAGAUAUCACUUCACAUCGCUCGCGAGAGCACGAUGCACGUCGAGUUUUGCAAAUCGUUUGGCAUCACUAUGGAAGAGAUGCUCGCCUCGACCGAAUCCCCAGCCAACUAUUCGUACUCGCAAUACAUCCUCGACGUCGGACACCGUGGGGACGUGCUCGAGCUCGUUGUCGCCGUCUUGAGCUGUCUUGUUGGGUACGGCGAGGUCGGGCUCUACCUUCGACGGAAGAUUGCCGAACGCAGUGAAGGGUUCAUUCUCGAAGGAAAUCGAUACCGAAGAUGGAUAGAAGAUUACAGCGGAGCAGAUUACCAAGGGGCCGUCACUCGUGGAAUCGAAUCAUUGGAGCAACGUAUAGUCAAAGAACAACCUUCUCCAGCCCGAUUGGAAAGGCUUGUGCGGAUCUGGAGAGAUUGUGUACGCUUGGAGACGAAUUUCUGGCAGAUGGGACUAGACCUCUCGUGAGGCGCACUUUUGUCGAUCUGAGGCGCAAGUUGCAAGGAUAAGGAGCCACAAGUCUGAAACUAUACAAGCGUCAUGAGAUGUGAUAGACGAAGUCUAGGCCAUGCAUGAUCGAAUCAAGUCUUCGGGAAUCGGGGAUUGUUGCGCGGACAUGCGGACGAAACCAAUGUUCAUCAUGCCUUAAGAUGUUGAAUCACCCUACACCCCACCUCCAUCACGAUAAUCAAUCAAUCAUACAUGUACAGUGUCACAAUCUUCACGAUACUCAUAAUUCUCGCAAUC